Apis florea (little honeybee) is the source of this 1449-nucleotide messenger RNA. RefSeq lists its product as uncharacterized. The record is from RefSeq and is a predicted model, not a curated record. Lineage: Eukaryota; Metazoa; Arthropoda; Insecta; Hymenoptera; Apidae. Gene Ontology annotation, biological process: regulation of DNA-templated transcription. Gene Ontology annotation, molecular function: DNA-binding transcription factor activity, RNA polymerase II-specific; RNA polymerase II cis-regulatory region sequence-specific DNA binding.
CCGACAUUGGCGAUCAGUAAGAAAGCCGGUAAGCAGAUUGGAUUUCGUCGAAGGCAGCCCUGUGUUUGCAAACUUGGAUUUCCGAGCGGCGACUCCGCCUGGCGUCCUUUGUUGUGUCAACCAUCAAAGUCAACACGAGGUCAACUAAACACGAGGAUUCUUCUCAGUCACUGUCGACGAGCUGUGAAAUGUGUGUCGUAUAUUGAAACAUUCCCUAUUCAACGUAUAUAAUUUAUACUUGAUUCAUGGUACAAAGCAAAGUAUUCAAUUUUUACUCGUAUUUCGAGAAAUUUGUUACUUUGCCAUAACACGGAUGCAUCGUCCGGAAUUACUUUGUAGUAAACAAAUAUGAGAGUGAAAACCGUGCCGAGGCAGAGGAUAUCUCAAGGUAACGCGAACGUUGGCUCGGUGUCUGAAACGGUUACUAGAAAAAUUGAAAAUUCGGAACAACGCUCGAACGAUGAGGAAAAGGAAGUGUCAAAAGGCGAGAGCGAUACGUUACUCGAGUCGACGGAUUCGGGCAGAGAUCAGUCGAAAGAUCAUCUAUCCGUGAAAGUCAAGGAGAAGAUGGAAACAUCGAUCCAUUUGGAAAAAGUGUUGAACAUGUCGAUCAAGAUCGAAGAGGAUUCGGUGCUUCUCAGCUUGAUAGCUGGUCCAAGUUGCAAUUAUUCCAACUCGCACUCAAAGAGAGAUACAAAGGAAUUUGUUAGCAACGACGACAAUAACAAUAUAAUAACAUCGGAGACGGAAUCGGAAAAUUAUUCCUGCGUUGCCGGCUGUUCGAGCAAAGAAGAUUCGGAAUCGUGCGAAAACAAAGACGAAGAAGAGAGAGAGGAGGCUCUUAAUUUGUGCAAAAGAGAUUGUCAGGAGAAAGACGUGUCGAAUCACAAUGUGGGAUCCGAUGAUAAGUUAAAAGAUACUUUUCUUUAUAAAAUCAUGACAGAUCCGACGUUCCUAGAUAAUAUACAAAAGAACAAACAGACGAAGCGGUACAUGUGCGAAUUUUGUAAGCAAGCGUUCGGCAACAGCGACGAGUUGGCCGAUCACAUGGACGUGAAGAAGGACGAGUCGAAUCAGGUGAUAUGUUGCGCGUGCAAAAAAACGUUCGCCCAGAAACGGUAUCUAAGAUACCAUCAGAGGUGUCAUUCGGAGAGGACCAUGUUUACCUGCGACAUUUGCACCAAGAAAUACACCAGAAUGGACAAUUUGUCCAGGCACAACGCGUUCCACGUGAACCCGGACAAAUUCUCGUGCACCUUUUGCGAGAAGACAUUCGCGAGGAAGGAUCUGUUGAACAAGCAUUUGAAAAGUCACGACAAGAAUCGUUACAUGUGCGAGGUGUGUCAGAGACAUUUCAAAGGCCCGCUUACGUUGGAUAAUCAUAAAAAGAAUUUCCACUCCAUCGUAUAAUAUAUAUAUAUAUAUAUAUAUAUAUAUAUAUAUAUAUAU